Messenger RNA from Phragmites australis (common reed), 1859 nucleotides. Its product is annotated as probable magnesium transporter NIPA6. The record is from RefSeq and is a predicted model, not a curated record. NCBI's taxonomy places the organism in Eukaryota, Viridiplantae, Streptophyta, Magnoliopsida, Poales, Poaceae. Gene Ontology annotation, molecular function: magnesium ion transmembrane transporter activity. The transcript is spliced from 9 exons. The coding region runs from base 227 to 1297 and encodes 356 amino acids. Gene Ontology annotation, biological process: magnesium ion transport. Gene Ontology annotation, cellular component: membrane.
CUUUUAAUCACCUACGAAUCUCCAUCUCAGGUUACACUUGUCUCCUCCCUCCUUCCAGCCCCGCGCACCACCACGGACAAGCAGCCAAUCUCACAUUCUCCAGGUGAACGAACGAACACAAAAUUCAAACUGAAAUCCAAAUCCGAUCCCACCCAACCCCUGAAAUUCCAAAUCCGCACCUGGACCUGCCCCUAAUGCGCCGGCCUCGCGCCGCCGCACGCUGCCGAUGAGUCCCACCCCUCCGAACGCCGGCGGCGACCUCUUCGCCGCCAAUCUCACGGGCGCGCUCCUCGCGGUCGCCUCCUCCGCCUUCAUCGGCGUCAGCUUCAUCGUAAAGAAGAAGGGCCUCCGUCGCGCAGGCGCCGCCGGCACCCGCGCAGGUGUUGGAGGCUAUGGAUAUCUCUUGGAGCCUCUUUGGUGGGUUGGAAUGGUUACUAUGCUGAUUGGUGAGAUUGCAAAUUUCGUGGCCUACAUGUUUGCGCCCGCUGUUCUAGUCACUCCGCUUGGUGCGCUAAGCAUAAUUGUCAGUGCUGUGCUAGCUCAUUUCACCCUGAAUGAGAAGCUGCAGCGGAUGGGCGUGUUGGGCUGUGUGCUCUGUAUCGUCGGGUCAACCGUGAUCAUCCUCCAUGCGCCUGAAGAAGAGACGCCAAGCUCAGUAGCGCAGAUCUGGCACUUGGCAACGCAACCUGCCUUUCUUUGCUAUGCGGCCUCUGCACUGGCGAUCUCACUGAUCUUGAUGCUGCAUUGUGCUCCCCGCUAUGGCCAGACCAACAUAGUGGUGUAUGUCGGAAUUUGCUCAGUGAUAGGAUCUUUGACGGUAAUGAGCAUCAAGGCGGUAGGCAUUGCUAUCAAGCUUACAAUUGAGGGCAUUAAUCAGGCUGGUUAUUUCCAAACUUGGUUGUUUGUGACUGUUUCAGCCACAUGCAUAAUUAUUCAGUUAGUUUACCUGAACAAGGCAUUGGAUACUUUCAACACGGCAGUUGUUUCUCCCAUCUACUAUGCGAUGUUCACAUCCCUCACAAUUUUAGCAAGUGCCAUAAUGUUCAAGGACUGGUCCGGGCAGAGUGUAAGCAGUAUGGUCUCUGAGAUUUGUGGAUUUCUUACCGUGCUUACGGGCACUGUUGUACUGCAUUCAACAAGAGAACAUGAUCCAACCCUUUCUUCAGAUUUGUACACUCCUCUUCCCCCAAUAUACUGGCAUAUCCAAGGCAAUGGUGAAACAGCAGGGAAACAGAAAGAGGAUGAUUUGCUCUCUGGCGACUUCAUUACCGUGGUGCGACAAGACUACUUUGUGUAGAGAACUUCCAGGAUUCUCAACGUUAAUUUUUGAAGAAGAACAGUAUGAAAGGAUCCUACUGAUGCUCGGUGUUCUGUGACACCUUGCUUUAGUUCUUCUCAUGGAAGCUCAUGCUGCUUUCUAUGCUCAUAGCCUCCUCGAGAUCGUCUUCCAGCAGUCGGACCGGCCUAAGUAAUGCAAAGUUUUGCAGAAAUGGUAGGUUUAGUUGAAGUCCCAAUUUGAUGUUGGUGCACCUGGGACCGAUGGCCUGUGUUAUAAUCUGAGCAACCUGUUUUCUAGCCUGUUGGUGUGAGCAAGGUUUUACUGCCAGUUUAUCAGGGUGGUGCAGCCAGAUGUGUUAUAUGCGUCGCCUCAUCCAUCUGAGGCUCUCCCUAGUCUGACAGUAUUCGGCUUUCAGCUUGUAAACUGGUUAGCAGAUGUAUUUAUAUUGUACAGCCUAAUGUGAACGUAUGAAUUAGAGCUUAUAGAAUCUGAGCACAUAUUUGGCGGAAAACUUUGUCGAGCUUCUUUUGUUGGCUCUUGCAGUACUAUAUUGCUCCUGAAAUGUAAUGUUGUUAUGGCU